ACAGUCAGUCAUUUGGUUGCUGUUGAUCUGAUGAGCUUCAACACGAUAUAUUUGAUGCUGAUGUUGGUCAGAAUGGCUCCUGCUCUUCCUCUGAUCUUUCUGCUCAUGAUUCACAGGGUUUCUAGUGCUGGUUGGGGUGUGAGUUACAGUCCUUCACACAUCUGUGCUCUAAAGGACUCAUCAGUGAUAAUGAACUGCACUUAUACAUACCCUACUGGACAUCAGAUCAUGAGAGUGUUCUGGACCAAAGGUGAGGAUGGAGAGUAUCAAGAUCUCUCUGAGGACCCUGAAUACAGUCAGAGGCUUCAGUAUCUGGGAGAUAAACAGCAGAACUGCACCAUCAGACUGAGUCAUGUGACACUGAACGAUUCACACAUGUACUAUUUCAGAUUCAUCACUGAUAAAGAUGAUGGUAAAUGGACUGGUGAUCCAGGAGUGUCUCUUACUGUCACAGAUCUUCAGGUGGAGUCUCCUGAGAGAGUGACAGAGGGAGAUUCAGUCCGUCUGACAUGUAAAAGCAGCUGCACUCUGACUGACAGAGCAACAUUCAUCUGGUACAGAAACUCACAGCCAUUAACUGAGAGAAGAGACAGAAACAAUGAACUCCUGCUGCAGUCAGUCAGAAGAGAGGAUGCAGGCAGAUAUAGCUGUGCUGUACACGGACACAAUCACAUCUCUCCUGCUGUUCAGCUCAAUGUCAUGUGUGAGUACAGAUUCAGUUUUCUCUUUAAAGUUGUUUUUGAAAAGCAAGCAGAGUUUGACACUACAUAUCUCUGAUAAAUGAUCAGUAGG
Megalobrama amblycephala (Wuchang bream) is the source of this 792-nucleotide messenger RNA. Its product is annotated as protein turtle-like. The record is from RefSeq and is a predicted model, not a curated record. The transcript is spliced from 4 exons. NCBI's taxonomy places the organism in Eukaryota, Metazoa, Chordata, Actinopteri, Cypriniformes, Xenocyprididae. Bases 31 to 777 code for a protein of 248 amino acids.